This is a messenger RNA of Halteromyces radiatus, 803 nucleotides long. RefSeq lists its product as uncharacterized. The transcript has 3 exons. Gene Ontology annotation, biological process: mitochondrial respiratory chain complex I assembly. The record is from RefSeq and is a predicted model, not a curated record. Bases 138 to 590 code for a protein of 150 amino acids. NCBI's taxonomy places the organism in Eukaryota, Fungi, Mucoromycota, Mucoromycetes, Mucorales, Cunninghamellaceae.
UUUUUUAUUUUCACCCCCUCCACUCAUUUGAACUAAAAAACAACUUCUUUUCUAAUUUUUUUUUUCCACCUUUCAUUCACUCACCUCUUUCCCCCCCUCUCUCUCUCUCUUUCUCCACCAACUCGAUAUUACACAACAUGACCGCCGAUAAUAAAGACUGUAUUGCUGAUAGUGGAAAGACUGCCCUUAUUGCUGGUGGUUUGGGUUUAGUAGUAUCUGCCAUGCAAAAUACUGUUCAAAAACAUACUGAAGGUGCAAAGGGUGUCAUUACCCGUACUGGUGGUACCAUUGGUUUAUUCGCUGCUAUGGGUGGUAUUUUCACUCUUGGUGAAUGUAUUGCUGAAGAUAUUCGAGGUGAAGACGAUGCUCUCAAUGCUGGUAUUGGUGGUUGUGCUGCUGGUUUAGUGGCUGGUAUUCGAACUCACUCUAUCGCUAAGAUGUGUGCUGCCUGCGCUGGUAUUGGUGGUACUAUGUACGCUUAUGAAUAUAGUGGUCAACUCAAGGGAACUCUUGCUGGAAAGUCAAAUGCGGAACGAAAGGAAUUACGCGACGCUUUCUUCAAGGAUCACACACCUUCUUCUCAACAAUAAGGUUAUUAUUAUCCUUUGCUUUUUUUCUUCUUUAUUUAUAUAGAUCUAUCCUAGUCUCUUUAUUAUACUUCUUUUAUUAUUCACACAAUCAUACACCACUAUCACUAAAAACCUAACACACCUCUUUAUACUCCAAUAGUCGUACUCUCUUUUUCUUCUUUGUUAUAUAUUCUACAUACAUGAUGAAUAAAAGAAUCCAUCCUUUUUUUUUGU